Messenger RNA from Nematostella vectensis (starlet sea anemone), 4557 nucleotides. Its product is annotated as DENN domain-containing protein 3. NCBI's taxonomy places the organism in Eukaryota, Metazoa, Cnidaria, Anthozoa, Actiniaria, Edwardsiidae. Gene Ontology annotation, molecular function: protein binding. Gene Ontology annotation, cellular component: cytoplasmic vesicle. The record is from RefSeq and is a predicted model, not a curated record. The transcript is spliced from 47 exons. Gene Ontology annotation, biological process: regulation of Rab protein signal transduction. The coding region runs from base 201 to 3998 and encodes 1265 amino acids.
UUGAGUGCGUUCUUCCGGUGAGGAGAGAGUAAACUUCCUGCGAAAGACAAAAAUUUCAAUGAGCAAGAUUUCUCAGAAAAUCAUGGCAUAUUUGGCGAUCUGAUCUGAACCCGUGACACUAUAUGGAGAGAAAAGGCAACCCUUCCACUUGACGUGAAGCAGAUGACAAAGCACUUUUGUUUUUGAGAAGCAAUAUAAGAAUGAUGGUUGACUCUGAGCCACCCAAGCCAGCACCUAAAAAGCUAUUAAACAGCCUGAUUGAGAUGUGCAUUGUCAUCGGCAUGGACCAGGACACCGGUCUAAUGCCUGGUCCAUCUCAGGCUAAGAGACCCCAGUUUCAGAAUAGUAGCCAUAAUUCUUCUGCUCUAUUCAAUACCAACUUCACUCCAGAAGUCAUUGCAGCUUUAUCAGGCCAAGUAGCGUCUUUUCCGCACUGUGAUACUGAUGUUGAUGGUGAGCCAUUCUACCAAAGUAGCAAGGUGAUGGGCAGAACCCCAGUCAAAUCUAUGGUUAGAAAGUCAAGGCGCUCCUCUAUCACCCCAAAUACUGGCAUGACAGAUCUUCCCGUGUCUACUGAAGUGAUCAAUAGCUUACCUCCACUCUGCUUGCCAGAUGGAGGUUUUGUUAACCAAACAAAGCAAGAAGACUCAGUGCAUUUUUUGGUGCUGACAGAUAUUGAAGGGAACAGAACAUAUUGUUGCUGCUUGACGGUACACAGGCUGUUUGGGGCUAAGGAGAAUGAGAGCAUCCCUGGCUAUGAUCUAGUGCACAUAAAUGACAGUAAUGAUAGAGCCUUACUAAGCUCUGACUACAGCUUAUGCUAUGUGCCCCUCAGCUUUUGUUGUAUCUCCAAGUACCCCUACUUCAGAAUCCUAAAAGACACGCUGUCCAGCUUGUUGCCAGAUCUGCACCGAGACCCAAGCUCUGUCAGGAUGGCAUUGAUGCAGUUUGUGUCUCAUCUUUCUAUGAUACCUGCCCCUCCUGCCGGUUCCCUUGCCCUAGAAUUUUGUCUAAAUAGUGUGAGCCACGUUAUUAAGCCAUCAGAAGACCCAGAGAGCCGAGUGGUAGACAUGGACCUCCAUCUUCCUUUCCUGUGUUUCUCUAUUGGUGACAUUCUCCUCAUCAUCAGCUGUAUCUUGUCGCAGCAGAGGCUCAUCUUUAUGUCAUCGCGGUACUCACUGCUUACCAUCGUCAUAGAGAGUAUAUUUACAUUCAUUCAGCCACUGACGUGGAGUUGGACCUAUGUCCCCGUGUUGCCGAGCAACCUUCUAGAUCUAGUCGAGGCCCCGGGUGCCUACAUCAUGGGAUGUCACAUCCGUCAUAAGACACAGAUUGAAACAGCAAUGAACAAUGACGAGAUGGCUGACAUCAUCAUCGCAGAUAUUGAUGAAGGCUUAGUCAACAUGGGGCGUGACGUCAAAGUUCAUCGCAUUCCAGCUUACAUCGGGGAAUUCUUUAAAUUUAGGAUGAAGAAAGCGCCGAUCCAUUUUGAUUUGCUACUAUCUAAUCGUCCAGCGUUUGAGAGUUUGUCGGAAGUGAAGAAAGAACGAGAACGUUUCAACAGGGAUUUUCACCAGCUUGUGUUAGCAGCGACAAUGGAAAUGAUGGCACGCAUUCUAGGCGAUAUGUCCUCGUAUACAGUCCAAGAAGAGCUCUACUUUGAUUUGGAUGCUUUCAUCGAGUCGAAACCUUCAGAGGAUCAGCCAUUCUACAGAGAGCUUUGCAAGACACACGCAUUUUCAAGUUUUCUAGAUAGUCGCUUGUUACAUCCAGAAAAGAGGGACUAUUUUGCUGCUGUAAGCGAGAAAUUGAAACCCCAACCAAGGCCAGGUCCUUUGCGCAAGCGCAGUUCAUCUUCAUCUCGGUCGCCUGUGCUCUCGGUGACUGACGGGAUUGCUGUGCAGAGUAGCUCCACAGAGUCCGUGCAGCCGACCUUGAUUUUACCACCAUUCACGGCCACGGGAUUACAUACAGGAAGUUUCUACGAUGACUGUUUAGCCGUGUUAUCAGGCAAGAUCAAGGAACCUGAACUCAAAUCCUCUAGUCUGCUUGCCAGUUAUCUCUAUCUACGAGGCAUGUUCAACGUCGCGAGGGGCAACAAAAUUGAGGCUCUUGAAGACUUCUUUGCCGUGUCGAGAUGGAACGUGCAGCUCUUCCCGCAUGAAGUUGUUCGAGAGGUCGUGUCCAGUCUUUCUGUAGCUGAGGAGAAAGAACUGCAGAGCAAAAGCUUCUACAGGAAAACAAGUACCAUGAAACAAACAAGAAAGGAAUAUGAGAGACACGGAAGAGAAAGGAGAAAAGUGGUGACAUCAGCAGUUCCCACAAGCCCUCUCGGCGAAACGGAGUUCUUGAAGCGCAUUAGUAUGCUGCAAACGACGAGCGCGGACUCCGGGAAAAAGCUCUUUGAGGCCCUCACACUUAACAAGCCAAACAGCGUCGUGGACCCGGACGUCUUUGCGUGUUUUUACGAGGCACUUAGUGAGGCAGACCGUGAGGCCCAGGCCAUACCAUGGUGGGGCAUCACUCCCGAGGAGGGAGAGUUUGUUGUUAUCGCAUCUCAAGUGAUCAGAACAGACCGAGCUAUGGGCAGACUGAUUCUCACUUCUAACAGGCUGUUGUUCAUAGUGGAGGGAGCGUACAAGUGCGAGAUGAUCACAAGACUGGAAGACAUACAGGACAUUGAGUACUACCAGCACUACGUGGUCCUACCGCCCGGUGUACCCGCUCUUAAGAUAACUAGUAGAAAUAAGAAAGUCCCACAGGUGAUAGCCUGCCUUAAGGAGAAUCGCCCUUUCUGGUUUGCGUGCUUGAAGGAAAUGGUCGCGGGCGUUACGAUCAGUGAAGAAUCUAAAGACCUCCAGGGCAUCAAGCAAGCUGCCCAGAAUGUUAUGGUGGCAGAUGCGUUAAGGAGAAGCGGACACAGUGAAGUUGGAUUUGGGCACGUUCUCUACCUCAGCAAGAUUCCUAUCACCAAGAAACUCUCCAAAGAGACGAAGAGGGCCCUAGAGGUGCGAAUCGACCCGACCCCUCAAGCUAACAGCAGCGAGAAGACCACGGUGGAGGCGAUGGUCUAUGCGCCUGAAACUGAAAGUUGUCGCGGAGAAGUCUGGUGUGGCCUGGGCUCAGGAGCAGUUGCUGUGAUUGAUGCCGUCAGUUGGAAACUUGUGACCCAGUUUCGCUAUGCCAAAGAUCGGGUGAGCUGUCUGGUCCCAGUUGGCGAUGAGCACAUUUGGGUCGGCUCCAUGGAUACCACCAUCUACAUCAUCAAUAGACGGACCAUGCAAGCUGACCAGCAGCUCCACGGCCAUGCCGACUACAUCUCGCACAUGAUCACAACCACCGCGGACAAUGGGAGUGUGACGGUGUGGAGCGCGAGUCUGAAUGGGUUGAUCAUCGGCUGGGACCCUGACACCCUUACCGCCAAGAAAUCUUUGAAAAUGAGCAACGUCCAGACGCUGACAUACCUUAUUGCGCUUGGUGACUACUUCUGGUGUGUUACAAGAUCUUCAGUCCUGGUAGUCAACAUACACUCAGAUGGAAGUUCGUAUGAACAACUAACCUUGCCCACCAAGUCGGAGUCCCCUAGGUCCAUCGACUGUAUGUGCGCGGUUCCUCCUAACAAGGUCUGGACAGCGAUUGAUCGUAAGGGCCUGGUGGCGAUUUGGGACAUUGCGACUCACGAGUAUGAGAUGGUGGAGAUUCCUUGUAAAGGCUUCACUCAGAUGAUACAUCUGGAGGGAAAGGUGUGGGCUGGGGGGAGAAAUGGCAGCCUUUAUGUCAUCGAUGCAGAGACAUGUAGAAGCGAGCGGGAGCUGGAGCUGCACAGUGACCGCGUCCGUUCUAUGUGCCUCACGAGCGACUUGUUUAUCCUGACCGGUCCGGGCUCCAAGGAUGGUCGCAUCGCGGUUUGGAGGUCCCACUUGGUGGAGGAUGUCGUGGAUGCCCCAGGCUUUGAGGUGGUAGAGGAGUCGAAGAUUGUAAGAGGGGUGCACAGCUGACCCCCUCCCUUCCCCCAUCACAAGAGAACGUCUAGAGGAAUGUUAAUUCUGAUUUAGACAGAAAUAUUUAGUUGUAUGCGACACUUCUACAACCCAAGGCGUCGACUAUAAAAGUUGAAGCGUGUAAUUCAGGGCUAAGAUAUGUCGUAUGCAGAUCGCAUAAGACUAAGUCUUGCUGUCAUUUUUAGCUAAUUUCCAUUCUAAUGUCAGAAGACCACAAAACUGAAUAACAACGAGCUGGCUGUUCAGUAUAGAGGGGCCUGGGAAUGGGUCUUAGGUAACCUUACGCAACGCAAAGAGUUGUAGAAAAACGCUGGGUUAACAAAGAUAUGUAUUACUUUUCUAAUCUUGGUGACGCUAGCAACCCAGAUAAAGAUUUGAUUUCUUUUCAAAGAAAAUUUUAAAUUUUAAAGAUUAAUAAAAAAUAUCGUUAUUGAUUAGAAUCAUGGAGCUAGAAAAGGCCUUCUAUCUCCAUACUAGAGUAUAGAAUAGAAAUAUUCAUUUUCCUGAUUACAAUAUUUUUUUAAGUUCUUGACUUGAAUAAAAAAAAUGAUAUAUA